This is a messenger RNA of Oldenlandia corymbosa var. corymbosa, 2474 nucleotides long. The record is from the annotation of a GenBank genome assembly. NCBI's taxonomy places the organism in Eukaryota, Viridiplantae, Streptophyta, Magnoliopsida, Gentianales, Rubiaceae.
UCAAAAAGAUCGUGUGUGCCUUCACAUUCCUUUAUCUCUGCCUUAAGUACUCCUGUUUUAAAGGUUUCAUUCGAUUGCAAAGAAGCUUACCAAAAAAACAAACAGAGAAAUUAUCUCAUCAUUUUCUGUGUUUUUGUUUUUCCAGAUUUAUCAGAGUGGAACAGCAUUUUUCUUGCCAAAAUCUUGAAUUAAAAAAGGGGUCGUUAGAGAUUGGUAGAGAAGUAUUAUCAUAGGCGUGUUGGUUAUUCUUCUGGUUUAUAUAAUUUAUUGAACCAGCUGUUGUUUCCUUCCAUUUCUCUUUAAUGGGAUCAGAUUAAUACUACUCCCAAGUCCAUGCAAAGAAACAGAGCAUCGAUAUAAAUCAAAGUUUAGAUUUUUAUUUCUGCAGCUUUUGUUUUGUUGGAGAGUAGGAGAGAGAUGAAGAACGAGGAUCAAUCGAGGACCCUGUUUGGGAUUUCAUUAUCUGAUCGUCCCAAAUGGCAGCAGUUUCUUAUUUGUUCCUCUGGUUUCUUCUUCGGUUAUCUUGUUAAUGGCAUUUGUGAGGUGGGCUUUUUCUUCUUUUUGUUUCUGUAUUUUCCAUGUUGUCCGUUCCACCAUCAAGGAUUGAUUUGAGUUUGUUGGUGUUUUCAUUGUCUUUUCUUAUAAUUAGUUCCAUUGUUUGAUCCAACGACCUUAAAGUUGGGAUUUUUAUCUAUUUGAGGGUGAUAUCUUUAUGUUCUGCAUCAAAAAAUGAAUAUUUAUGAUGGCUUUCCUUGUCUGGAGUGUUUAAGGAACAAAAGUUACAGGUUGAUUCGAGUUAAAAUAUCGUAACGAAUCAAAACAGAGUUACAGAUGAUGAUAAAGGCAAUUCGAAAUGAGUUACACAUUUUCUUGCUUCAAUUUACUUCUACAUAACUGUAGUUGCCUGUUUUAAUUGUAGAAUUGUUACUUCUAAUUAUUUAUCAGCUGCAUUAAUAAUAACCUUCUAAAAUGUCAUUAUAUUUGAGAUGUGAAAUUUGCCUAAAUUUGCAUAUGAAUUGGUUAAAGUUUGAACACUUUAUCUGUAGCGUGUAACGAUGAUUUUUGCCUUUGAUUGCACCCAAAGUGGCUUGAUUUGGAAAAAGUUAUAGUCAUUUUGCACAUUCAGAGUUAUCUUGUAGAUGUCUGACAAUCACCUUGGAUCAUGAUUUGCAGGAGUAUGUAUACAACAGGCUUAGUUUCAGGUCAGUUGGAGUCUCUGUUUAUUUUGACAAAAAAAAUUUCCCUGUUUUCUGAUUAAUCAGUUCCUAAAAUCUUUCCCCGUUGUUUUGGUUAAUUCUGUCCCAGCUAUGGAUGGUAUUUUACAUUUGUUCAAGGUUUUGUGUACUUGGCACUGCUACGUUUACAAGGUUUCACUACCAAGCAAAUGGUAAAUCCAUGGAACACUUAUGUCAAGCUCUCUGCUGUGCUUAUGGGUUCUCAUGGAUUGACAAAAGGGUCUUUGGCAUAUCUCAAUUACCCUGCACAAAUCAUGUUUAAAUCCACUAAGGUGUUGCCUGUGAUGUUGAUGGGUGCAUUCAUACCAGGAUUGAGAAGAAAAUAUCCCCUCCAUGAAUACAUUUCUGCCAUUCUCCUUGUAAUCGGCUUGAUUAUCUUUACAUUAGCAGAUGCAAACACAUCUCCUAACUUCAGCAUCAUCGGCGUCGUGAUGAUUACCGGGGCUCUUGUUAUGGACUCCUUUCUUGGUAAUCUGCAAGAAGCAAUCUUUACUGUGAAUCCGGAUACCACUCAGAUGGAGAUGCUAUUCUGCUCAACAGUGGUCGGAUUGCCUUUCCUUCUCGCACCAAUGAUACUAACAGGCGAGCUUUUCCGGGCGUGGAAUUCUUGUUAUGAGCAUCCUUAUGUGUAUGGUGUGUUAGUCUUUGAAGCAAUGGCCACAUUCAUUGGUCAGGUCUCAGUUCUAUCACUCAUUGCCCUUUUUGGGGCUGCCACUACUGCCAUGAUAACAACAGCGAGGAAAGCUGUGACUUUGCUGCUGUCAUACUUGAUAUUCACAAAACCGUUAACUGAAGAACAUUGUUCUGGGUUGCUACUCAUUACAAUGGGAAUCUUAAUCAAGCUUCUGCCGGAUCAUAAGCCUCCUGCGGCUCGGCUCUUGAUUUCCAACGCCCAUGCUAAAGGGAAGUCUCUUUUGAAAGAUUUCAGGAAGCAAUCGGAUAAUAAAGGAGAUCAAGAAGAUGAUGUGAGAAGGCCAUUAGUUUAGACUUCUCUGGAGACCUAUUUUUCUUUUUAUUUUUGUAAACUUUUUGGCUUCCAUAUACUUUUAAGAACUUUGAGAUGAUAGGUCGGCAAUGAGCAAUACCAUCCAAGUGGAGGGUUCUCAGUUAAAUUCUUUUCUAAUUGUCAUUUAACAUGACAUCUCAGUGAUUUCUUGCUUAAGUUUAGGGUAUUGUUUUACCACAUUAACUAAGUGAAAAACACAUACAAUUUAGUGACCAAUUGAAUACUGUUCUUUU